UAAAUUGGAGAUAGAUAAGAGGGUAUUUAUGGAGUGAAGCAAAGUCAAAGAGCUAUCUGAACUGUGUAGGAGGGAGACUUUCUUUCAGGGUUGACUCGCGUUUGCUCUGGUGUCUGUUGUUCAGCACAGCCGGCCACCAUGCCCACUGAUGCCCAAAGUGAUGCCCGCUCCUUCCUGACUGAGGAGAUGAUUGCAGAGUUCAAAGCUGCCUUCGACAUGUUCGAUACAGAUGGAGGUGGUGACAUCAGUACCAAGGAGUUGGGAACGGUGAUGAGGAUGCUGGGUCAAAACCCAUCAAGAGAGGAGUUGGAUGCUAUCAUUGAGGAGGUGGAUGAGGAUGGCAGCGGUACUAUCGACUUUGAGGAGUUUUUGGUCAUGAUGGUGCAGCAGCUAAAGGAGGACCAGGCUGGAAAGAGUGAAGAAGAGCUGUCAGAGUGUUUCCGUAUUUUUGACAAGAAUGGAGAUGGUUUCAUUGACCGGGAGGAAUUUGGAGAUAUCCUCCACCUCACUGGAGAACCUGUCGUAGAGGAAGAUAUUGAUGAGAUGUUUGGUGAAUCAGACACAAACAAAGAUGGAAAAAUUGAUUUUGAUGAGUUCCUGAAGAUGAUGGAGAACGUCCAGUAAUGAGACCAGCUCUACAUUCCUUGGUGAUCGUUCCUCAGAGAGGAACAAACAAACAAAGAAAAUCACUUCUUUGAUGGAAGUCUGCAUAGAGCAAACUCUAAAUGCUGUAAAAUCCUCCAGAAAUAUGAAGAUCAUAGCUUGUGGGUUUGUCUAAAUGGGUGAAAAUUAAACAUCUUCACCCCCACUCAAUACUUCGUCUCCUCACAUGAAACCCAGCAGCUUGUUGAGGAUAUCUAUAAAUAUCCAUUCAAACCUUUUAAGACGAAGGCUCUUUUCCCUGGCUGCCUCCUUGUGCUGGCCACCCCAGCUGUCAUCUUGGCAGCUGCUGUUUCUCCAGAAAUACAAUACCAACUAGCUUCAACCCCCACCCUCCUCCUACUUACCCGCAGAACUGAAUGUCUUCUCCACCCUGAUCUGUGCUUUCCGAAUAAACCAAAUUUCUUCAUCCACUUAUUGUUUAUGUUUGCUAAUUAUUCUGUGUGCAUUCCUAACAAAUGUGUGACUGUGUUGCUUCUUUUCUAACCCUCUCUGUCUUCUUUGUAAUUGCCAGAAUAUUAUAAUUAUCAGACACA
Molecule: messenger RNA, 1196 nt
Organism: Melanotaenia boesemani (Boeseman's rainbowfish)
Lineage: Eukaryota; Metazoa; Chordata; Actinopteri; Atheriniformes; Melanotaeniidae
Product: troponin C, skeletal muscle
Exons: 6
Coding region: 139-624 (161 amino acids)
Molecular function (GO): enzyme regulator activity; calcium ion binding
Source: RefSeq, a predicted model, not a curated record